Messenger RNA from Dendronephthya gigantea, 1463 nucleotides. RefSeq lists its product as uncharacterized. Lineage: Eukaryota; Metazoa; Cnidaria; Anthozoa; Malacalcyonacea; Nephtheidae. The transcript has 3 exons. The record is from RefSeq and is a predicted model, not a curated record. The coding region runs from base 171 to 1463 and encodes 430 amino acids.
UGCACUAACAUCGUUCAAAGACGGACUGGUAUAAAGCGAUCAACUAUAUCACAAGUUUCGAGGAAGAAAUUUGAAGUAACAACGAUCUGCAGUUUGAGGUUCGCAAUCAAAACGAACAGGUUGGAUCACAGUUUUAUGGACAAGUUCUCUCGAUUGUCUCGAGAUUCAACAUGCUUCUCCUGAAAGCAUUUCUUUUGCUAACCGUUUUGAUACCAAUGAUAACAUCAACGACAGAUGUUGAAACUCGGAAGAAACGAUCAGUAAGUUCCUACGCCGUUGAAGGUUACUACUCCUUAUUUCCAGCCGCAAAUCUGACAAAGCAGAUGUGGGGUCACAACUCCAAUGUAAGGUGUCAAGAAACAUGCAGAGAAAAGGGUUACAUUUUGGCGGCGACGAAAGGGGACCAAUGUCAGUGUGGAAAUGUCUAUCCCAGGGGGAAUAAAGUGAACGACAGUCAAUGCACCAGCAGAUGUCGAUCGUGGUCGUCCUGUCGUGGAGCUCAAAGCUGCUGCGGUGGACCCAGUGCUUAUACCGUGAGCGUCGUUGGCAACAUUGAUGUCGCGAAACAAGUACUUCGUAGACUAAGUCACGAGUGGCAGACAAAUACAGGAUUCCGGAAUUACAUGAAAUCGCUUGUUAGAAGACCGACUACAGGAAGUCACGUGGAGGACUGGUCGAAAUUGUUUAACCGUCGAGGUUGGUCACUGUGUGGGCAUGGCAGGUACAUGGCGGGAUUAUACAGGAACAGCAGAAGGAGCAAUGAUUACAUUCAUCUUAUUGAGCAAGCAUAUUGUGUCGAUGCGCCUGGCGACCUGUAUUCUGCAAAAAAGGAUCAGUAUUGUUACGACCACAACUGGUGGAAAAGUUUCAACAAGAAAGGUUGGUCUACGUGCAGUAACGGUUACUACAUGACCGGACUCUGGCGAAAUUCGGGAAAUAAACUAUACCACAUCGAAGAAGCCAAAUGCUGCAAACCGAAGUCCCAGGUUACACGAUGGGGAGAAUGUUACAAUCACAAUGCCUGGAAGUCAUUCAAUAACAGAGGAUGGACCGAUUGUAAACCUGGAUACUACAUGGUGGGGUUAUUCAGGAACUCAUGUAACAAAUUAUACUGCCUGGAAGAGUUUAAAUGCUGCAAAAUGGGAGCUUACAAUGGUUACUCGUGGCUGGAAAGACCGGAUCUUGUGAUAAAAGUUAAAGAUCAAGGACAGCUCAAGCAGUGCUCAAUGAAUGCGAUGGAUUAUUCUGCUGAUAGCGAAACAUACAAAUGCAAUGCCAUCUCCGAUCGCUCCAACAUGUUGGCAAUUAAUGCAUUGAAAUUCAACAUCGAAGACAAAUCGCCACUGAACGUCGCCAAACCUGAACCUGUCCCAGGCUUUCGUCCUGUCAUAUGCUCCGCUCAUUCCAUCCAUACAAGUGUACCAAAUGGCUCACGACAUCUGUAUCAACUUCAUCCACCUUAA